Molecule: messenger RNA, 1239 nt
Organism: Symbiodinium sp. CCMP2456
Lineage: Eukaryota; Dinophyceae; Suessiales; Symbiodiniaceae
Source: the annotation of a GenBank genome assembly
AUGUACAGUGCUGGGCUGAUUUUAGUGAACGCUAUCUUCGUCGGUUGGCAGACAGAACACUUGGCCCAGACCGUCAACACAAAUGAUCAGGGAUUUGAGCGCACGUUCUUCUAUGUCGCACAGAUCAUGUUCUUUGUGGCAUUCUUUCUGGAUUUGGUCAUGCGCUGGCUUGCAGAUGGGUUCCUGUUCUUCAUCUGCAGCGAAGAAAUGUCGUGGAACCUGCUCGACAUUUUCGUCGUGGCCAUCGGCUGCAUGGAGGUGGUCACCGAGACGCUGGUUCUUGCAGGAUCUGAGACCGGAGCUUUGAUGACGAACUUUUCGGUGGUGAGGAUGAUCCGCGUGCUGCGUGUGGUCCGCAUAGCAAGGGUAAUCCGAGUCCUGAAGGCUUUUCGAGAACUUCGUCUGAUGGUGGCUUCGAUUGUCAGCUCAGCCAGAAACUUGCUUUGGGUCGUCCUGGUGCUCUGUGUCAUGCUUUACGUUUUUGGAAUCACCUUCACCAGCGCGGUGACGAUGGAGCUCGAAUCGUUGCCCAGGGAAGCAGUCGGCGCUGAAGACCUCAAGAAGUACUUUGGGUCGCUGUCCAGCUCCAUUUUGACACUCUACAGCUCCAUGUCCGGAGGAGAAGACUGGACAGUGUACUUUCACGUCCUGGAAAUGCUGCCCUGGCCAUACCAGCUUUUAUUCCUCUUCUUCGUGACUUUUGCCCUGUUCGCCGUUCUCAAUGUCGUGACAGGCGUCUUCGUCGACACGGCGAUCGAGAAGAACCAGUCGGACAAGGAGCUGGCGGUUCAGGAGGAGCUGCGGAACAAGAGGUUGCGCAUGAAUUGGAUCAGGGAUGUUUUCAGCGAGCUCGAUUCCAGUGGCGAUGGCACCGUUACACAGCAGGAGUUUGAAAGUCAGCUGAACCACGAGGCUGUCAUCGCCUAUUUCAACACGCUGAAGCUAGACGUUAGCGAUGCCAAGACCCUCUUCCGCCUUCUGGACAGCGAUGGCUCGGAUGGUGUCAACAUUGACGAGUUCGUCUCCGGCUGCUACCGUUUGUCUGGCGAGGCUACCACGCUCCAUACUCAGGUCAUGCAGAUGGACGUCAAAGACAUCCUGAACAAGAUGAGAGACGUCCUGGAGAUCUUGGAGGAUAUGCGAAAUCGACGUAGGGGCAGCCGACCUUCCCAGCGUGAGAGCCUGCAUUCGCAAUUGCAAUUUCCCAUUCAACAGACCAAUCUGAGAGCGACAAGGUGA